Molecule: messenger RNA, 1560 nt
Organism: Benincasa hispida (wax gourd)
Lineage: Eukaryota; Viridiplantae; Streptophyta; Magnoliopsida; Cucurbitales; Cucurbitaceae
Source: RefSeq, a predicted model, not a curated record
AUGGAUCGUGUUCAUGGAGAUGUGCGUCGUUCUACAACAGCUUCAGUGGUUCCACCAUCUGUGUCUUCAAGUCAUAGGAUAGAGUUGAUUAUGCCUGACACCUCUUCAUCUAAGACAGAGGACGUUGAAGUUGGUCAGGAAUUCAACCAAAUCUCUGUUCACUGUCAAAUGUAUUGGGGAUACAUACAAGCAAUUGCUACGGUUGUUGGUCAGCUCAUUAAAGAUAAGUUCACGAGAAUAGGAUGUAUUUAUAAACCUUGUCAUAUCGUUGAGGAUAUGAGAAGAGAUUAUGACAUGAACAUAAGUUAUAAAGCGUGGUGUGCAAGGGAAGCCGCGUAUGAUCUCACUAGAGUUAUUCCAGAAUACUCAUACUCCAUACUAUAUGCUUAUGGAGAUGCGUUAAAAAUAAAGAAUCUGGGUAUAGUCUUUGAGAUCAAACUUGAAGAUGAGAUGCAUUUCAAGUAUAUGUUUAUGGCAUUAGGGCCUUAUAUUAGAGGUUUCGCAAGUUGUUGGCCUUGUAUUAUUGUUGAUGGGUCGCACUUGAAAGGAAAAUACAAAGGCGCCAUGUUGGUUGUGGUUUCUAUGGAUGGGAACAAUCAAUUAUAUCCACUAGCAUAUGCAAUAGUGGACAAUGAAACUGAUCAAUCAUGGAAAUGGUUUAUGUCAAACUUGAAAUGCAGUAUCGGAGAACCCGAUAAUCUGGUAUUUGUGUCUGAUCGGAUAGUAUCUAUCGACAAUGCUAUUCGUGCAUUUUUUUCCACGACAUUUCAUGGAUUGUGCACAUGGCAUAUAGAACAAAAUCUAGUUACAAACUUUAAGGAUAGCACGGUUGUUGGGAUAUUUAGAGAUGCAGCAAGGACAUUUCACAUGAAAGAGUUCCAGAAAAAAUGGGACGAACUCCGUAGUUUUCGAGACGGUGUUGUCACGAAAUAUUUGGAAGACAUCGGUCUUCAAAGAGGAAUGCUCCAAUCGUGGUUCUACGAAUGGAGGAAUUACUGGGCAUCUCGAAUGACAUUGCACUCUGACUAUUGUAAAACCCGAUUGACAAGUGAGGCCAAUAAGGGCAGACGAUAUCGGGUAGAGCAUAUUGAUUGUUAUCGAGUACACGUGCGAGAUAAUCGAUUGGACGGUAUUGUCAAUCUUCACACGAAGAAAUGCGCGUAUAAGGAAUUCGACUCACUUGGUAUCCUGUGUUCGCAUGCAAUAGUUGCUGCCAAGGAACGAAAUAUACUUAUCCACAGUCUUUGCAGUCAAUUUUAUACAGUGGACUCUCUAAUGACUGCGUAUGCGGAGCCUAUAAAUCCACUUGGCCACAUAUCUGAAUGGAAGAGACCUUCUGGAUAUGUAGAAAAGAUUUUCCUUCCUCCGAAGUUUGUGCCACAAGCCGGACGACGGAGAGUGAGAAGAAUACCAUCCAAAGGAGAAUUUUGCAGACAAAUGAAAUGUGGUUGGUGUGGGAAUUAUGGGCAUAACCACCAAAAUUGUACAGAACUACUUACAACUGUGCGACGUGUUGAAAAUGCCAGAGACCGUGACACAAACACCUCUCAUCUAGUUUAG